Molecule: messenger RNA, 5439 nt
Organism: Solea solea (common sole)
Lineage: Eukaryota; Metazoa; Chordata; Actinopteri; Pleuronectiformes; Soleidae
Gene: rp1l1b
Product: rp1 like 1b
Exons: 4
Coding region: 1-5439 (1812 amino acids)
Biological process (GO): retina development in camera-type eye; photoreceptor cell development; axoneme assembly
Cellular component (GO): axoneme
Source: RefSeq, a predicted model, not a curated record
AUGCAAAAGAGCACAAUUUGGGACAGUGAAAUCUACCAGAUUGACAAUGUGCAGAGUCUCCUGCAGUGUCCCGGCAUCCUUGUCUGUGUGGGACGCGAGCCUUCUCAUCCUUCGAUUGUGGAGAAUUUUUGGAGAACAUCUGGUGACAAACUUUCAAAGUUUAAUUUGAGGUCACCCUCCAGUGGCUGCACUGACGGACAAGAGGGACUUCGAACACAGAAAAGUGUCAUCAAUCCAAAAUUUGAAUGUGACAACAGCUCAAACAGGCACUCGGUGUCAUCUGACAAGUCAUUACCGGAUGGAACUGACUCUCCAGAUAAUGUGGACUCCUGCUCUCCCACUGGUGACGGACUGAGACAUGACGAUGUAGAGAAAAAGGUCCAUGUCAAUAAAGACGGGAGUUUGUCGAUGGAAAUGAAAGUGCAUUUCCGUCUACAAAAUGAUGAAACAUUACAGUGGUCAACAAAGGUAAAAAAGAUGACAGGCAGGACCUGUGAGCAAAGACACAAUAAUACCUACCUUUUGAACAGGUUUGAACAGGUUAGUGAAAGAAGCUAUUCAAAAUGUGAGAACAUCUCUACUGGUGAGCAAGACGAGAGUUACAUCAAUGGAUGCAAUGAAAGACAUGUAGAGGAACUUCACUGUCCUCACUGCUGCAGUCACCAGCAGGAUUAUGACGUCUGCAAAAAUAUCCCAGGGACACAUGGAGCAAGUCGCCACAUUCAAACUUCCAGCUCAAGUGCUUCCUCACAUGCCGUGGUCUCUAGAAAGAUUGUGACUGAAAGACAUAUUGUGUCUCGCUCAAGUGAAGAGCAUGUAGAGCAGGUGGAGGAGGAGACUUGCAUCAAGCAGACUGAGACAGAAGAGUACUGUACCAUCAGGAGAGACACUUGCUCACCAAAGUGCAACUUGCAAUCCACCAUAACGGACAACUGUAAGGCUUGUGUUGAUGGCUCCACAGACGAUCACAUCCAAACAUCGGAGCCAGAGGAACAAGCAGGAUCUGCUCGUAGUGCUUCUUCACAAAUAUUAUCAGACCAUGAGGGGGAUCAAAAGGAUGAGGAUGCGUCAAGAGGAUCUUCUCAGAAUGGUCGACCUGAGAGGGAGGAGUCCACAGAGUCAGCAAUGCAACAAAAAUCUCCAAGCCUCACAGACAGAACAUCCAACUCUUCAGUGCACUCUACCAAGUCAAGAAAAUCCAAAGCUUCUCACACUUGCCAUUGUGGAGAAUCAAAUGUUUCUGAGAAUAAUAAUAAGGGACAAACCAAGGCCCAAGAUGGGGAAGAAAGUGAGAUACAAACAGAUCAAUCAAGUGCCAUGCCUGCUGAAUCCAAUGCCUCUGGCACAUCAAAUGAGUCUGAAGCAAUAUUGAAUACAGGGAGUGGAGAUAUCGAAGAGAAGAGAUCUAAAAGUGCCAUGUCAGUUCAAUCAAAUGCCUCAAAUGUUUCUGCAAAAUCUAAAACAUCAGGAACUUCAGAGGUCACACCUCAAGAAGAUUCAGAAGACAAAUCGGGAGAGACUCAAGACAUUGAUGAAAAUGUUAAUGAACAGGAGGAGGCUGAAGAGGUUGGAGAAGAUCAAGACAGAGUGCCAAGUGUCAUGUCACAAAAAUCAUCAAAGUCUAAAUACUCUGAAAUGGAGGAUCCACAAAAUAUUGAGGAAGUUCAAAUUGCAGAUGGAGAAACACGUAUUGCUUUAUCAGCAACGUCUUCAAAUAAAGCUGAAAAUGACGAGGAUGUCAUGGACAAUGUGUACAGAUCUCCAAGUACCAUGUCAGUAAAAUCCACAAAGUCUACAAGAUCCAGACGAUCUAGAACCUCUGAAAGUCUUAAAAGUGCAAUUCAUGAUGAAAUACAAGCUGAAAAUGAAGAAAGACAAAGUGAAAGAUCCCUUAGUCCAAGGCCUGCAAGGUCUGUCAAGUCAAAUGUAUCUGCAACAUCUAAAAAGUCGAGUAACCUAAACACAGAAGAUGUAGAAGGUCCACCAGUGAGAGCAAUAAGUGCUAUGUCAGCUAAGUCUAAUGUGUCUGCAGGGAGACCACAAAGCACAAUGUCAGUCAAAUCAUCAAAGUCAGUGAAGUCAAAUAUUUCAACAAAGUCUGGCAAAUCAAAGCAUUCUAACGUUACCAAUAAAGACAGUGAUGACAGCCAUGAUGACAAAGAUGAUACCAAGGAAACUGAAGCGAGAGCAGCAAGCUGCAUCAGUAAAGCAGACGAAUCACCAAACUCAUGUACUUCAGCCAACAAAAGUCUUGACACAAAUGAUGACGCUGAAGAGAGAGCAACUAGUGUCAAGUCAGAGAUGUCAGGCAUUUCAAAAUCAUCUGCAAUAUCCAGCAAGUCAAAGGCCUCUAGAGAAGCAAGCACAAUGUCUGCAAAAUCUGCCAAGUCAAACACCACCGCAGUAUCUACAAAUUCAAAUAUAAAAUGCAAUGGUGAUAUCUGUGAUGAAGGUAAUGAUGCAGAGAGAUCACCGAGCCGCACCUCUGGUAAAUCAGCCAAGUCAAACAUUUCGGCAAGAUCAACUCACUCAAAAUCCUGUGGUGGUUCAGAUAGUGCUAAAAAUGGGGAAGAGAGGGGACCGAGUGUCCUUUCAGUGAAAUCAGCAAAGUCAGUGGUGUCGGUCAAGUCUUCCAAAUCAACCCGGUCACAUAUUUCUGCCAAAUCAAACAUGUCAGAGGCCAAUGGUGUUUCAGCUGAAGAGAAUACUGCAGACAAGGAACAUGGACAACGGGCCCCAAGCAAUAUGUCAACUUUAUCGGCUAAAUCUCUAAAAUCGAAUGCUUCAGCGAUUUCAAAGAAAUCAAUAGCAAGCUCAGUGAAGUCAGGUGAGUGUUCUGCUCAAGGUUCACCUGAAGGAGACGAUGAUGAAGGAAAUGACAAUGAAGUAGAAGAAGCUGUAGCGAGAACAGAGAGCAGCUUGUCAGCCAUAUCAGUCCACUCACAUGUUUCUGAAAAGUCUCUUAAUUUCGCAGAAAGAGCACCAAGUGCUUUCUCAGCGAAAUCAGCAAAGUCGCACAUUUCCUCAAAGUCUAAGAAAUCUACUCAUUCCGCCAAAACUAGUGACACUCCUGGUGCAAGAUAUGGUGGAGAGGAAACUCGGGAAUGCACAGCAUCACAAGAGCAAGAUGUUCCUGCGGAAGGAAAUACAUCAGUUCAUGACGAGCAUGUCGAGAGAGCUCCAAGUCACAUAUCUAUCAAAUCAGCAAAGUCUGGCAAGUCAAAUGUUUCUAAAUCAUCCAAGAAAUCGAAGAAAUCUGUGCCCCCUCAAGAAAAUAGUGCAGUCUAUGAAGAAAGACCAUCUAGUGCUGUCUCAGACAGAUCCUUACAGUCAAAUACUUCAACAAAAUCUGAGAGAUCAGAGAGGAUAUUUCCACAUGAGGGAAAUAUUGAAGUGGAGAAUGCAGAGAGAGCGCCAAGUUGCAUGUCAGCAAAAUCAACCAGAUCAAAUUUUACAGUCAAGUCUGUGACUUUCAGAGAAAAUAUUGCAAAUGGUGAAGAUAUGGUAAAGCGUGUCCCAAGUGCAAUGUCAGCCAAGUCAGAUACCUCAGGGAUGUGUGCACAAAUCAUUAUUUCUGCUGACAAUAAUGAUGAAGAAGAAAGUGGAGAGAGGCCAACAAGCACACUGUCAGCCAAAUCAAAUAUUUCUGUAUCGUCAAAAAGCACAACAGCAUAUGAAGUUCUGGCAACAGACAAUGCUGCAGAUGAGGAGGAAAGCGUGCAAAGACCGGUAAGCACCCUGUCAGCUAAGUCAGGCAGGUCAGUCAAGUCAACACAGUCGGACAUGUCAAAAAAGUCAAAGUCUAGUCACUCAAAAACAUCUAUUGCUUCCAUCAAAUCAGCAAAGUCAGGACAGUCAUGCAUCACAGGAGCGUCAAAGAAACCCAAAGCUUCUGAAAAUCCUGCUGAAGAUGAUGCUCAUAUUACUGACACUGAAGAACACACUGACAUGGCAGCCAAGAGCUCAGUGUCUGCCAAAUCAGUGAAGUCAAAUGUGACAUCCAUAUCUACAAGAUCUAAAGCAUCUCACAGUCCUGACAAGGUUAACAAUGAGGAACAUGCUGCCAGUAAUUCUGAAAAUGCAGUUGUUUGCGAGGACACUGAACAGAGAGCACAAAGUGCAAUGUCACUGAAGUCAAACAAAUUACUACCUCCUAAUAUUUCUGUUAUAGAGAGUUGUGACAUAACAGAUGAAAGAAACGAAGAAGAGAAAUCAAAGCGAGCAACAAGUGUCAAGUCGGGGAAGUCAACUGUUUCAGAGCGUUCCAAAAAGUCAGCAGCAUGUGAAGCUGGCCACAAUAAAAGUGAAACGCAGUCACAGAGUUCGUUAUUUGUUAAGUCAAAUCUGUCCAUGAAAUCACACAAAUCCAAACCAAGGGAUAUUCUAUCAGAUAAAGAUGUACAAAAGAAAGAGGAGGGGAAAAUGCCAACGGCCAGCAAUGAACCCACAUCCAGUUUGCUUGAAGAAGACAAGCACAAAGAUAACAAUGAUAAAAGUUGUCACUCUAAGACAAGUAAGUCAAGCAGACAAGGCAAAAAAACAGAGGUUAUUGCCAGUGCACGUCAAUCAAAAGGAAAUAAACAUGUGAUUAGUCAUACAGAGUCAACUGAAAGUGAUUUGUCACAAACUCUGUCCAGUUCAGACAAUGUCAAAGACGCACACGAGACUGCAGUUACCAGAGAAUCAAACACCAGCGUGUCUAACGUGUUAACAGAAGGUCGACUGGAAGCUACAAACAUUGAUCAAAGUGUUGCUGAUAACCAAAGUGACAAAAGCAGCAAAUGCAAACAGAAGAACAUGGAAGCUGACGACUUUGAACUUGUCCCAUCCAGCCUACCAAAUGCAUCCCCUACUGAGGUGGUAAAUGAAUGGCUAAAAACAAUAACUACACAUGGAGAUGUAUAUGACCCAGAGGAACUCAGUGAAAACUAUGAAGGUCAGAAAAAUGACCUCAGGGGAACAGGGGACAUAGACAGAACAGUGGAUAAUGAAAGCAAUCCUCUCUCUCCAGAUGACAAUCCAAAAUAUGUAAAUGACGGCGUUGUGAUGAACAGUGUUCCUAAUAAUAACUGCCAAACAAACGCAGAGGCACUGAAUGCAGAUAGUGCUCCAAGUGAUGACACCUCAAAAGUAUUUCACUCUUCUGUUCAUGUGAUGAAAGUGCUUUUAAAUACAAAGGUUGACAGAUGUAACAGUUUACCUGAAAUCUCUCCAGUGUAUGGACGUAAACUAAGCACUUCAGCGAGAGGGCUUUUAGAUUGUCUUGUUAAGUUGCAGUUAAUAAAUCAUGAUGCUAAAAAUGCAGACGAAAAGAACAGAAGGUACCAGGAGCUAAUGGAUAUUCUGAAAUCUCUUUGGCUUUGUGAUCCUCCUGAGAAUGAACAUGUGACGACGAAGAAGUUGGCUCCACGGGCUCUGGCAAGAGCGGUGAUGGUGUGA